UUGUGUAUUCCCUUUCCUUUUCCAGUUGCAUUCCUGCCGACUUCUUUCACCCUCCAGGCUCACUCACAGUCUUUUCUUUUGGUCCCACUGGAUGAAGAGUCCCACCUGUGCAAGUUGGUCUGGCAGCUCCUGCCCCCUCAGUGAUUCGGCCCAACUUACCUCCUCCCUCCAUGUGCCCAUAAACUUUCUUCCCCUAGUCCCUUAACUGGCCUACUGCUGUUAGGCAAUUCUAGGUCUCUCUACCUAAUUUGGUCUUGCUCCGUCACUGCUCAGGGAGAUUUUAACCAUCCUUCAGAGCUUGAGUCAAACUUACCCCUUCCAUAAAAGGGACAUUUCUCCGUUCCUUUCCUGAAUUACUACGUCAGCCUCUGAACCCCACAGGGCUUCUCUGCAGUUCUCAUUCUGUCUCACCAUCACUUCUAACCUCCUCGAGGUUCAGGUCCAGGUCAUGCCUGGACAUGCCCACACUCUCAACACCCAUCUCAGGCAGCCGCUCCUGCAAGUUUCAGAGGGCUAGUCCCUUCCUUCUCUCUGAGGCUGUUACCACAUCAGCAAGAUGGGGCUAAGAGCAACCUCCUCCUUGGGUUUCUGCGCGCAUUAAGCGAGGCGGGGCAAGGAAACCGCUGGGCAGCGCCUCGCUAGUGGGGUGGGAGCUCGCGUGGCCCCUCCGCAACGCGAGUCCGCGCGGGGACUCCUGGGAUUUGUAGUCCGUGCCCGAGUUGCAGUCUCGCAGGCCCAGCAAAGACACCCUCGGGCUCGGCUGGGAAGGUGGCGGGGGCCUGCGGGACGCAAGGCGCUGGGCCCGGGGCCGGCCCCGGGCGGGGAUGGGGCCGAGCGAGGGCAGCCGAACUGGCCCUGCCGCUGCUGCUGGGGCAGCUGCUGGCGCUCACAGGCGGCGGAGACGCGUUCUACCUCGAGGUCAGCGAGCUGGAGGAGAAGUGCUUCAUCCAGGAGAUCCCCGAUGGCACAGUGGUCAUAGGUAACUACAAGACCGAGCUAUACGACCCUGCUAUGGAAAAGUACCAGCCCUCCCCGCAGUGGAUCAAUUUGUUCGUGUUUGUGAAGGACCCCGAGAACAAGAAUCUGCUGGCUCGUCAGUAUGGCCCUCGGGGCAGCUUUACCUUCACUUCUCAGUCUCCCGGAGAGCACCAGAUAUGCCUUCACCUCGAGUCCAUCCGGUUCGCCCUCUUCUAUGAUGGCAAGCUGGCCAUUCACUUGGACAUGCAGUUGGGUGAACACACCAAUGAUUAUACGGAACUUGCAGCCAAUGACAAGCUGACCCUGCUGCAUCUGCGCAUACAGCAACUGGUGGAGCAAGUGGAGAAGAUCCAGAAGGAGCAGGAGUACCAGAGGUGGCGAGAGGAGCGCUUCCGGCAGACCAGCGAGAGCACCAACCAACGGGUGCUGUGGUGGUUCAUUCUGCAGACCUUCAUCCUUGUGGCCACUGGCAUCUGGCAGAUGCAGCACCUCAAGAGCUUCUUUAAAGCCAAGAAGUUGGUGUAGAUGAGCCCCAGAGACCAGAGGCUUAGCCCCCACUCAUUCCCCUUCUGCUGAAUAAUGGGAAGUGGCCUGGCCUGGUCUGUCUCCUGGCUUCUCCCACCCCUCCCAACCCUGAGGGACUUCCUUGUUACUGGUGUGUGUGGGGUGGGGGACAGAGGACCUCUUUAAACUGGUUUCUGAGCCAGGACUUGGGAGAGGAUGGGUUUCAAGCUGGAGACAUAUGGGUGGGAGGAGCUGUAGGCUCCUUUGCUGCUCUGUGAGACUGAGCAGGAGCGGGGUGAGUGUUACCCCAACCCCCACAUUAAACAGGAUGGGUGAACUAAGAGUGAAUAUAAAUUAUAACUGUCAAAUUUUCUGACCUAAA
Aethalodelphis obliquidens (Pacific white-sided dolphin) is the source of this 1864-nucleotide messenger RNA. Its product is annotated as transmembrane emp24 domain-containing protein 9-like. Lineage: Eukaryota; Metazoa; Chordata; Mammalia; Artiodactyla; Delphinidae. The record is from RefSeq and is a predicted model, not a curated record. The transcript has 5 exons. The coding region runs from base 1012 to 1503 and encodes 163 amino acids.